Messenger RNA from Prunus armeniaca (apricot), 3732 nucleotides. The record is from the annotation of a GenBank genome assembly. Lineage: Eukaryota; Viridiplantae; Streptophyta; Magnoliopsida; Rosales; Rosaceae.
AUGGGUUCUCUUUGGGACGAAAACGAUGAAAUCAAGCCAAUGGAAACAAACCCAGUUGUCGAUUGUGCCCAUACCCAGCCCAUUGAAAGUCAGAUUUCAAGUCCUCCAUCUCCUGAUGAAAAGGCUAAAUUUGAGGAUGCUCAUGAGAUAGUGCAAGAUACUGUGCCUUUUGAUGAUACUGUUCUAGUUGAAGAUGCAUUCGAAACUCAAGUGCUUAAUCUUGCUGGCGAAACCCAAGUAAUGGAUUUUGGUGCUGAAACCCAAGUAAUGGAUUUCGGUUGUGAAACCCAAGUAAUGGAUUUCGGUUGUGAAACCCAAGUAAUGGAUUUCGGUGGUGAAACCCAAGUAAUGGAUUUCAGUGGCGAAACCCAAGUCGUGGAUUUUGGUGGUGAGACCCAAGUAUUAGACCAAGUAUUAGAUGAUAUAAACUGCGUUGAGAACAUGGAAACUCAGUUAUUAGAGUUUGAAGAUGAAGUUGUCAGUGACACUGACAGUGAAGAGUCGGAUACAACUGAAGUUUUUGAUGAUAACAAGCAUCUAACUCAUGAUGAAUCAGUAAGAAGAGGUUCUGGUCAAGUAGUGAAUGAGGAGAAGAUUUGCUGCACUCCUUUUGAAAAUAGUGAAAAGGGAUUAACGGAGCAAGCCUAUAAUUCGAUCCAUGAGAAACAAAAUGCAGGGCUCCAUGUUUCUACAGAAACACCUGUGGAUAAAAGCUCCCCAGAACUGAAACCCGGAUCUGUGCAUAUGCAUUUCACCUCAGUCCGUGCUGCAUCCUUGCGGGCCUCUGGUCUAGCAGCUCGCUUGAAGGGCACAAAUAGUGAGUCUCCUUCUGUUCCAAGUAAUAGUCAGUGUUUGGAGCAACUUUCUGGGAAGGAUAAUGCAGUAUCUCUUUUAAGGGGUUCCACCAUAGGUGGGGAGAAAGUCAACCAGGAACAUGAUAUGGAGAGAUGUAAUGAGAAAAUAAGGAGGUCAACAAAAGAGAACAAUUGCAGGACUGGUAACUCAACAGCGAGAAAACUUUUUAAUGAGGAUUCAGAUGCUGAAGAAAAGGGAUUUCCUCAUAACAGCAGUACUGGUGAAGAAGGAGAAGGCGUGCUUCAGCUUCCUUGUAAUUUGGCAGGGUUAAGCUAUAUUGACUCACAAGAACCUGGUGAAUUAUCACAGGCUAAUGCACUUGAUUUUGUGGAUAAGUUCCUCCAAGUUAAUAUUGAGGAGUUUGAUAAAGAAGUUGACCGUGGAAAGAGUGCUGGGGAAAAUUCAAAAUUUGUCUCAAGUGCAAAAGGGCCACAAAGAUUGGCCAAGAAAGCCAUUGAUAAAAGCAUAGUUCAAAAUGUAGGCAUUUUUGAUUGGGAUGACAGCCGGGAGAAUGAAGAGGGAGGUGAUUUUUUCUGCCGGAGAAAGACAGACUUCUUUGGUGGUGGAAGCCAUGGCUGGAGAUCUCUUCCCCAAUCCCAGAAGUCCAAAGGGAACAGACAGGAGGGCCAGAAGGAUAACAAAAAACAAGUACAGGGAAAGAAGAAGAAAAUGGGUGUAAUUCAUUCAGAUUCAAAACUAUUGUUGCAUAAUUCAAAAUUCGACAAGAAGACAGAACAUGAAGAUGAAAUCAAACAUAAAAAGAAUCUCGCUAGUGAGUUUGACAAGCAGUUUGACAUCAACUCCCCUAGAGGACAGUUGGAUGCUAAUGUCGAAAAGAACAAUGAUCCUGAAAUGCUAGAUGUAGGUAUUGAUACUCAAAUGGCAGCUGAAGCUAUAGAAGCAUUAUUUAAUGGUGAAGGAAUUUCCAAUUGUGAUGCUAUUACUGCACUUCCAGAUGUUCAAGGAAAUCCAAAAAGUUCUCCUGAAGGUUCCAUGGGUGAAAAAACAAAGAAUACACUUUCUUCAAAGAAACACUCUUCUCAGAAAAGAGUACGUCUGUCUGAUGCAGGGGUUGCUUCUCGAGAAUCUCAACAAGCCAAGAAAACUAGGAUUGGUGCCAAAUCUGGGAAACGUUUUUCAAUUUCAUCUCCAGAAUAUUCUAAGACUGCCAGGAAGAAGUGCGAAACAGAGUUGCUUGGAGAAAUACCUUCUGUCGCUAUUGACCUGAGAACAGAAGGAUCUAUAAAAAGGCAUUUACCAGAUGUUGGUAAUUUUGUACCUGUUGCACGUCGGACUAGACAGUCUAUGGUGGUAAAUCAGUUACAGAAAGCUGACAAAGUAUCAAGUGAUUGUGGAGAAGAGUCGAGCUAUCAGACACGGAAUGUCGCAAUUAGGGAAAAAAUAAUUAGUUUUACAGGUGUUCAGAAGUCUAAAGUGCUAAAUGCAAAAUCUUCAAAACUAGGUUCCAAUAAAACUGGAAAAGUUGGAAAUACCAAACCAAGCCAACAGGAGUCGUCAGAUUUCAAGUUCGAAGCAGUUAGUAACGGUAUUAAAUUGGAUGUGUUAAACUUUCCCAAAAGAAGAAGAUCUCGGCGAAAUAUGUCCAUUCAGGUUUAUGGACCCAAUAACUCAGAUGGUCCAUCUGAGCCAUCUGUUCAGGCAGACAAAAUUGGACAACAUGUCAAUAGCCACAAAAGGUUGCGGAGUGGUGCGAAAAACAUUUGCAAUGAUAUAAAGUUGACAAGGAGGAUGCGAUCAUCUACAUAUGGAGAGCAGAAUUUGGAUGGAAAGUUUGCUCGAGAAAUUUUAAAAGGGGGUCCUGGGGAAGCUCCCCUUCGUUGUAAUUCUUCUCAUAAGGAUGGGAGAAUGAUAUCAGAGAUUAUAACUGGCAAGAAGGUAGUUGGGAUCUCUGACAGGAAAAGUGAUGCAAAUUGCUCUUCUGCUACUAAAAUGUCGGAUGAAUUCCCAAGAGAGAACUGUAAACCAUCUGAUUCAUCAUGUACUACUCCAGUUAACAAUAAGGUGCCUGUCAAUGCUGCAUCUCCUGUUUGUAUGGGCAAUGAAUAUUUCAAACAGACAUGCAAGAGGAGGCUGUUAGGGUCAAGUCUUUUGAAAGAAAUCCGUGGCUUAAGUGCAACUGUGUGUGAACCAACUUCAACACCAGAGUUAAGAAAGAGGAGAGAUAUGACUGAUGUUCGAGUAUUGUAUAGUCACCACUUGGAUGAGGAUAUAAUUAAGAAGCAGAAAAAGAUUUUGGCCCGACUAGGAGUUUCUGUAGCAUCGUCUAUGACAGAUGCCACGCACUUCAUAGCAGAUCAAUUUGUGCGUACAAGAAAUAUGUUAGAAGCUAUUGCUUUUGGGAAACCAGUGGUGUCACAUUUAUGGCUUGAGAGCUGUGGACAAGCUGGCUGUUUCGUUGAUGAGAAAAGUCAUAUACUAAGGGAUAAUAAAAAGGAGAAGGAGUUUGGAUUUAGCAUGCCAGCGUCAUUGGCACGUGCAUGCCAGCAUCCACUUUUACAGGACCGUAAAGUCUUCAUCACCCCAAAUACAAAGCCUGGUAAAGAAAUAAUUUCGAAUUUGGUCAAAGCAGUCAAAGGCCAGGCCGUGGAGAGAAUUGGUAGAUCAACUCUGAACGCUGAUAAAAUUCCAGAUGAUCUAUUGGUUCUAUCUUGUGAGGAAGAUUAUGAAAUAUGCGUGCCCUUACUUGAAAAAGGAGCUGCAGUUUACAGUUCAGAGCUGCUAUUGAAUGGGAUUGUUACUCAGAAGCUGGAGUUUGAAAGGCAUCUCCUCUUUUCUGAUCAAGUUAAGAAAACCCGUUCUACCAUAUGGCUGAAGAAAGAUGGCAAUAAGUUCCUGCCUGUAACAAAAAAUAAAUAA